UACCUAUAAAAUGUCAACAAAGAGCUGUAGGGAAUGGGACUGUUAUUAAUUUUGUUACGAUUUUGUUGAAUCAUUCAUUACCACAUAGUUAUUUUAAUUAGCCAUUGUGAGUUGCGACGUGCUGUCUUCACCGCGUUGAUCAUUCUGCACAGAGUACAUUAAUUCAUUCUGCUCAGUGAAUAUUCAGCGAUGAUAGCGUCUUGAUUUUGCGUCAUGCAUCAAUACAAAAGUGUGUUUGUGUUAAUCCCGUGCUUUCUACUUGUUGUUUGUUUUGGAGAAAUAAGUAUCGAAAGCAAAGAGAAAUUUUUAAAUGGAUUUGUCGAAUAUUUAAACAAUUUGCCUGAGCAAAUUUACACGUAUGAUGAAGGUGUACUUCUAAAUGCGCAGAAAACAGAUGAUGGCAAUGGAUGUUAUUAUAUUGAAGCCAGACUGAGAGCUAAUGACAUCCACAAUGUAGACUCUUCUAGAUACCUGAAAUGUUCUGCCACAAUCCAAGAUCUGGGAGAAAAUGGCAUAAGCAUACAAAACAAUCAGCACCAAUGUGAAGAUGAUCAGGACACACAGUCAAGUGUUGCUGAUGGUGAUAUCUUAGAGGGUGUAGCUGUAGUAGAACAGACAACUAGAGCUGUCAUCCAUCAACCUGUACAUUUGGACAAUGAAGUGCAAUCAAAUACUGGUGUUACCUCUGGUGAGGAAUUUGUUGCAGUACCUAGACGGCAAUAUGGUGGCGCUUGUGUAGGGUGCUCUAGCCAUGUCAAUCCUCAAGCGCCUGGAGUCAGUGACUUAGCAGCACUUGGCAUUAAGCAUUUGGAUAGACAUGAACCUACCACUAAGCAUUUAUUGCAGUCUGUGUUUGAUGUGGAAAGACAAGUGCAAGUAGUUAAUGGUGUACGAUAUACUUUAACACUUCAAGUGGGUUUUGAUAACUGCACAUCAACAUCGAGUGAUCCCUGUUUUGAUAGUAAAGUGUGCAGGAUAUCAAUAUUAGAAAAGACUUGGUUAAAGUUGCCAGAUGGUUCUAAAUAUAGAGCUGUUCUCUCUAAUAAUUGCACACAGGAAUGGAUAUUUGGUGAUGAAGGUGAAUACAUUCCAAACAAUGAAAGUAAUGACAUUGAUAUGAAAACUCCAGUAUAUAUUCAAGACAAUGUUGAUGACACACCUAAGCCUAUUCCAGACUAUGAUAAAAUUGCUAAUACUGGCUCUGCAGAUGAAAUUCUCAAAGCUAUACAUAAUACCGAUAUUCAGGCACAAAUAAAAACAGAAAAAUCUCUUACAGAGAAGGAACUAAAGGAUUUAGAAGAACAGGUAAUUCCACAUGAAAAUAUAUUCAAAACACCUUCAGGGGGCUUUCAAACUUUACCAAAAGGUACAGAAGCAACAAAUGUUAAAUUCCAUCACGUUUCUGAAUUUCAAACAAAACAAAAUACCGAUAAUUCUUUUCUGUACAAACAGCCUGAAUAUAAACAAAGAGGCGAUUUUUUAAACGAGAAUAGGAAAAAAGCUAUAGAUGAUUUGAUGAAUUUUUUCAACUCUGCUGGGUUUGGUAACAUCCAUAAUUUUCCUAGAGUAAAAAGAAGUGAUGACAGUGAAUUAAAAGUUAUGUCAGCAGAUUUAUCAUUUGUUGGUGGGGAACGAAUAAAAGAUCCAAACAACUAUAAAUUGUUAGCAACUGAAUCUUUACGACAUUACUUACAAUCAAAUGAUGUUAAUGAAAUUUAUGAAGUAGUAAAAGUUAAGAAUGUUAGCGUUCAGGUUGUUGCUGGAACGUUGACUAGAAUUGUAUUUAUAAUAGCUCCAAAAAAUUCACGAGAUAAAGAAAUAUCCUGUAGUUCGCGAAUUUGGGACCGACCGUGGCUGAAAUCAAAAGAAAUUAAUACAACAUGUGAUGACAUUAUUGGAAAGUCAGUAAAAAAGCGACAUGUUCUUGGUGGCAUAGCGGAAAAAGAUCCCAAUGACCCUCGAUACAAACAAUUGGCACUUGAUUCAUUAAAAAAGUUUUUACGAGAGUCAAAAAUAACUCAACAUCAUCAACUUAUUAAUCUAAUAAAAGUAACUAAGCAAAUUGUAUCUGGAAGCAUUACCAAAAUAGAUUUUACUAUAUCACCAACAAAUUGUGAAUUAGAUAAUAACAUGGAACCAACUAAUUCCGAUUGCACAUUAUUAAAUUCUUCUGAUGUUAUUGGCUGUCAUUCAGAAAUUCGGGAACAGGCAUGGUUGCAUAAAAAAGAAAUAAAAGUAACCUGUGAUAUAAACGAUGAAAAAGAAAGGAAAAAGAGGCAGGUUCUUGGUGGUGAGAAAGAGCAAAAUGUUAAUGACUCGCGUUACCAAUUGAUGGCAGAGGAGUCUUUAAAAAAGUUUUUGCAAGAUACAGGUUCAACACAACAUCAUAAAAUCAUAAAAGUGAAAAAAGUAGUAACUCAAGUUGUGGCUGGAAGUAUUACCAAAAUAGAUUUCACAAUUACACCAACAAAUUGUAAGCUAAGUAAUGACAUGCAACCAACUAAUUCUGAUUGUGCAGUAUCAGAUCCUUCUAAUAUAAUUAGUUGUCAUUCAGAAGUUUGGGAACAACCAUGGUUGAAUAAAAAAGAUAUUAAUGUUUCCUGUGAUGAAAACACGCAUAAAAAGAGAAGACGCUCAUUGAAGGGUAAGAAAGGUAAACAAGACCCAAAUCUACCAGAAUUUAAAUUGUUAGCGCAGGAAUCAUUACAAAAGUACCAGAAAAGUCAAAUAAAUAAAUCAUCAAAUCAUGAAGUUACCAAAGUAGAAAAAGUAGAUAAACAACUAGUUUCGGGAGUAAAAUUUACCAUAGAUUUUAUAGCUAAGCUAAUAAUUGAAUGUACAAAAAAUGACCAAAAAGCGCUUGAAUGCAAGCAUAGUGAAAAUGAUACUCUAUAUUGUCAUUCAACUAUUUGGAAACGUCCCUGGAAGGGUCGUAAUAAAAUUGAUGUGAAUUGCAACAGAGAUGUUAGUGAUGAGGAUAGUGAGAAUUAUAGAAAGAAGCGUAAUGUAAGUUUAGGAGUGUCAGGAGAAAAGAAUGUAAAUAAAGAAAAGUACAAAUUAUUAGCUGAACAAACUUUGGAAAAGUAUCAGCGGUUAUCAAAUGCUAAAAAUAUUCAUAAAAUUAUCAAAAUACACCAUGUAUCAGAACAGGUUGUAGCUGGAAUUCUGACUAAGAUAGAAUACUCAAUUUCCCCGACUGAAUGUUUAAUUGAAGAUAUUCCAAUAUCUAUGGAUGAUUGUAAUAUUUUAACACCGAAAACUGUCUUACUUUGUCAGGCAAAAAUAUGGGAUCGGCCGUGGAUGACACCAAAUAGAGAUAUUACUAUCGACUGUAAAAAACAGGACUCUAAAAAUAACGGUAAAAAAAAUGCAAUACAUAGUAAAAAUAGGAAUAAAAGACAAGUCGCACCAAUAGAAGAUUACAUAGACGAGGAUAUAAAAUACUAUUAUGCUGAUCGCGCAAUACAACAUAUUAACGAUAAGACAGAUACUAAUAACAUUCAAAAGCUAGUUACCAUCCAUGCUAUUCAAAACGUUACGAACAUGGGAGUUAAUACGGUUCGUAUGUACAUAGAAACGGCCUUCACUUACUGUAUACGACAUCAGGAUGAUGUGGAAAUAUCUAAUUGUGAAGAAUUAACAGGCAUGUAUCAUAGGCUCUGCUACGUUCGAUUAUGGCCGUCACCUGAUGAUGAAUUAGUCAUUCAAAGUUUGAAUGUCGUAUGUGAUGAUGAGCCAGAUUUUAAGAGCAUCACCGGCAUUUCAAAAUUAGAUCUUAUAAAAGCAUCAUUGAAAGAUAUAGAAGCAUCCCCUAAAAUGAAAUAUAAAGUUAUGCAUCAAGGUGAACCGAAUAUUAUACCAAGUCUUGAUUCGCGUAAACCAUUCGUAUUGAGUUUUGUGAUUGUUACUACAAACUGUUCAAAAUACAUAGAUACUGAGGAAAAUCCGUUUUCAUGUUCUGUUGAUACUCAUAGAAUUCCCAGAUCGUGUACUUCUUCUAUAUGGAUGGUGCCGGACAGCAAAAAAAUUAAGAAAAUUAAGACAAGUUGUAGACCAGAUAAGCCAUAUCGUAGUAAAAGAUCAAUUUCUUUAGAGUCGACAAAUGUAACGACGGAUGAGAAAACGAUACAAGACUUCGUUAAAGAAUCGUUGGAAAAAUUAGAAAUGUCAUCCUUACAUAAAUAUAAACAAAGAGUUGUACAGAUAAACAGUUUUAACACAAAAAUAACUAAGGGAAGGUUAACAACUAUCAAUUUUGAUGUCGGAUAUACGACAUGUUUAAAAUAUGAAUUAGUUGAUAACAUUACACAAUGUGAAUUUAUAGAGCAUCUACCUAGGAGACAUUGCAUUUCGCAGAUUCGGGAGCGACUGUGGUUAAAUAAUGGAAAGCAAAUAGACGUAAAUUGUGAAGACGACGAAACACCAUUAGAAGCCACAAUCGAAUUCGAAAGUGCAGAAAAUGCUAUGCAACUAGCAACAGAAGCAUUGAAACACAUCGAAGCCAAAUAUCCACAUCCAAGAAAACAGAAAGUUGUGCGGGUAUUCUCAUUAGACAAGCAAGAUAUUGCUGGUUUACAUUAUAGAAUGAAGAUGGAAGUGGGUUACACAGAUUGUCUCGCAUUGAGCAUAAAAGAGGAUUGCAAAUUGGUCAACAAUGUUGGCUUAAACAAAUUCUGUAGAGCUAACGUUUGGCUUCGCCCCUACGAACAUCUGCCAACAUACCGCGUAUCUUGUGAUUUCCAAGAUGAUAGUAUGCUUGAAAUCUAUCAUAAAAUACAAACUGAGCACUUAUUCUCUGAUUUCCUAACAACAUACAAACCAGAUUAUAUUAAUGACCAUGUAGAAAUGGUUAAAAGGUAUGAAAUAUUCCAAAAUAAUGUUGGAAAAAUUCAUCAAUUAAAUACUCAAGAACGAGGUACUGCCAGAUAUGCUGUUACCCGUUUUAGUGAUCUGACAUAUGAGGAGUUUAGCCAAAAAUAUCUUGGAUUAAAGCCGAAUCUUCGGGAAAAUAAUCAAAUUCCUAUCAGAAAGGCGGAUAUUCCACAAGUGCACUUGCCUGAGUCGUUUGACUGGAGGCACUACAAUGCCGUCACAGAAGUGAAGGACCAAGGGGCCUGUGGUAGCUGUUGGGCUUUUAGUGUUACAGGUAACAUAGAGGGCCAAUGGAAGAUGCAAUCAGGACAACUGGUAUCUUUAUCAGAACAGGAGUUGGUGGAUUGUGACAAACUAGACCAGGGUUGCAAUGGCGGCUUGCCGGACAAUGCUUAUAGGGCAAUAGAGCAGUUAGGUGGCUUGGAGGCCGAGAACGAUUACCCAUAUGAGGGAGAAAAUGACAAGUGCGCUUUUAACAAGACUCUCUCCAGAGUGCAGAUCAGUGGGGCCGUGAACAUAUCCUCCAACGAGACCGACAUGGCCAAGUGGCUUGUAAAAAAUGGACCUAUAUCUAUCGGAAUAAACGCCAAUGCGAUGCAGUUCUACGUAGGUGGCGUUUCACAUCCGUGGAGAAUGCUGUGCAACCCAAGCAACCUAGACCAUGGUGUUCUUAUUGUUGGCUACGGAGUCAAAAACUACCCGCUAUUCCACAAGCGUCUGCCAUACUGGAUAGUGAAGAAUUCUUGGGGCGCGCGCUGGGGCGAGCAAGGCUACUACCGCGUGUACCGAGGAGACGGCACCUGUGGCGUCAACCAGAUGGCGAGCAGUGCGGUCAUAUAGUCACACACAUUACACGCUCUGCACACGUCACACUUUUUAUAGAUUCGAUAAAAUUGGCCCGAUAGUAUUGACGACUUUCAUUACAUUGUUUUGGCCGAUCUUUUGUAGGAUGUGUGCGUUUCAUUUUUGCCGACAAAAAAUCGGUCACUAAUUGUCGGACGUGGGCAGAGCGCCUUAUAUGUACUAUUGUUACUCCCGACUACUGAAUAGUAAUUACUUGUUAAAGCUUACAGUUUUUCACCUUGGUUUGGUUUCUACACACGAAAUUCUAUAAAAGUAACUUAACGCUUAGUCACAUUAAAUUUCCCCAUCAUUUUGUUUUACUGAAAACGUAUAGUACCCAGCAGUAAUUUAAGAAGGAUAUAAUCGGCAGCUUCGGUUUCAUACUACGUUGAGUCUGACAAGUCAGCGAUAAAACGUCACAGGUAUGAGUGAUAGAGACUGCGCUCUACAGAAACGAAGCUGCCGAGUGUGCCUAUUACCUCUUUCUGAAGCUCGAUGUGUAAUUUUUCCUUCUGAGUACUGUAGUUUUAGUGCUUUGGAAGCUUUUCAAGUUAACAUAUGAGCAUUUAUGUAAUUUUAUUCAUUACUCGUCCAUCCGUCGUCGUCGUAAAAAGGCUUCCUUUUUAUUCACCUGCAAAAUCACCCACCCUGAAAUUGAUGAGGGUACAUCUAAGAGUAAAUCUGUAUAAUAUUGAGAAAAAACAACGUAAAAAAAAAUCAGUUUUCUCCAAGCGACACGUUUCUCUAGUAUGCGUGAAGAGUAAUUUGAGGCUGUAAGAGGCUGUGUUAACAAAAUUUUGAGAUAUACUUUUACAAAGUUUUGCAAGUUACGUUAGUAAAUGUUAAUAGAUACAAAGAUAUAGAGUUUUAAUACGUAUUCUAUCAUCGGUUCUUAUGAUUUCUUAUCUCACUUUUAGAUCAUUUUUUACAUUGUUAUCUUAUGUAACUCGUUAAUUUUCAUUUUAAGUUUAUUAAUAAUUGUUUUUGUAAUUUUGAUAAGACCAAUUAAACUGAGAAAAAAAUCGGUAAUUAGUAAUAACCAUGGGCAAUAACAUAGUAUUAAGUUAACAUACUUAACGUUGAUAUCGUCAUGAUCGCAGCAAGUGACGGUAUGAAACUUGUGGAGACAAAACUUCCUAGUGUGUAAGCGCCCUUAUAGUAAAUUGUAAGCGCUUUAUAACAAUAACUUCUGUGCCAUACUUUUCUAACAUCACACUGUUAUAAUUCUUAUGUUAUCAAAACUUUCUGCUUAUUGUAGAUGUGUAAAAUAUGCAUCUAUUGGUGUUUAUUCAGUUUUACACAAAUUCAACUCGACUAAUGGCCAAAAUUAAUGCUCAAUCUAUCUUUGACUUGUUCGAUAAGUUACUUAGUAACGCUGUUAUUUGUCAAAAAGACAUUUGACGAAUAACAACAUUGCUAAGUAACUUAGCGACAGAUUACAGAUAGAUUGAUUUUAAUUUUGGCCGAUAUUUGAUAUGUCAAGUAGUAUCCUGUUCUUUUCCGCUACAAUCACUGGGUAAUGGACUCUACUAUGCAAACUUAUCUUUAGUUUAUUAGUUUAUCUUAAUCUUAUGACUAACGAGAUGUAGUCUUAUCGAUCUUCUAAUACUCUACUAAUACUCUUUUUCAUUUAUGAAUCUCAUUUUAGAAAAAAAAAAAAUGCGUUCGUAUUUGUCAACUCAUUAGCGAGUAUCCCAACUGCGAUAACUAGUAAAUUACUAGCUUUAUAGUGAACGGUCUGUUUAAACCGAUUUAUAAUGAAUGAAGUAAAUUGACAGGUUUUAAAUGUAAAAAAAUGACGCUUUAACAUAAAUAAUAACUAUAUUUGCCUACUUAUUAGUUACUUUGUAUUAUGUAAUGUCUGGAAAAUCAAAUAGUUGCAUUCAUCAUUGUAUAAUAAUAAAGAUGCUAUCUGCAAUAAAUCUUAAUCAACUAAAGGUUUUACUAACAUUGUUACUGCAAGAGUAUGUAAAACGUAUCAACUUCUUUUUAUUUUAAUUUGUGAUUAACAGGCUUUAAGUAGGUACUUUGCAUGACCUUAUUAAUCGUGUAUUACAUAUAAACGAGCAAUUCUUGUAAUAUAUUCUGUUUAGUAUAAUAAUAUGUAAUUGGUUUCAUGGAAAUGGCGCUAAAGAUUUGGCUGACAUUGUGUAUUUAGCUAAUGUUUUAUUUUCCAAAAAUGUAGAUAGGUGUCAUCGUUGAGUUCCCGCGGGAAAUCAGGGAUAACACCAAUCAAAUGGAAAGAAGCCGAGUGAAACUCGGUCGUGCCCAGUAAUUACUCAAUAAUGAUUAUGAAUUUAAUUUGAUAAGUAAAUAUUAGUCAUACCAUUUUUAUAAACUUAUAUUAUUUGUAAGUUCACGGUUUCAAUAAAUAAAACAAUUUUGCAUAUUUUU
Molecule: messenger RNA, 8109 nt
Organism: Maniola jurtina (meadow brown)
Lineage: Eukaryota; Metazoa; Arthropoda; Insecta; Lepidoptera; Nymphalidae
Exons: 8
Coding region: 214-5712 (1832 amino acids)
Cellular component (GO): lysosome
Molecular function (GO): cysteine-type endopeptidase activity; cysteine-type endopeptidase inhibitor activity
Source: RefSeq, a predicted model, not a curated record